AAAAAAUGUCAACCUUGCCAGGAAUCAAAUAACAAUUCUUCCUUAAUUCGGAAGGAAGAAAGCGAGUUUCAAGGUUCCAAGGAUCGCGAUGGAGAGUGCUAGGAGUCACGCAAACACACAAUAAACUAUUUGGUGAAAACCAGGCAGGGUUUGUUUGGUAUUUAUUAGGGAAUUUUCAGUGCUUUAGGGCAGCCUUGCUCAGUCUCCCUUUUCAAUUCGAAUUUCUGCACUUUGUGGUGUUUCUGCUGGACAUAGGAGUUGAUCAGGACGACACCGUUUUGAAGAAUUGCGAAUCGUGAUGGAUUCCCGUACUCUGAGGAGACGACUCCACCACGGCGAUGUCGAUGGGGGAAGAUAUGAUCGUUUCGAGACUUCGAGAGUCGACUCGUUAAACGAGCCUCUGCUUGGAAUUAGGGAUCUCGAUUACGAUAGACACGCUGAGGAUCAAUUGCUGGGAGAUGCUUUGGAUGAUCAACGGAGGAAGGAGCACCUGCACUGGUCGCUGAUCUUUUCCAAUGUUCUUGCGCAGUGGGCGCAAUGGUUAGCAACUGUCGUCCUCGCAUCUGGAUCUCUGUUUGGAAGGAUAUUACCGUUCAUCUCAGGCAUGCAAAAUGGAGAAAACAACUUCCAACCUGUUAUUCUUAGCUCUUUGCAGAAAGAGCGGCUGAAACAACUUAAGGAGAGAUUGUCGAUACCUUUUGAUGGCACAUCUUCAGAGCAUCAAGAUGCACUUAGACAACUAUGGAGAUUAUCAUAUCCCGACAGACCCCUCCCUGCCCUUAAAUCUGAGGUUUGGAAAGAUAUGGGAUGGCAAGGAUCUGAUCCUUCAACUGAUUUCAGGGGUGGAGGAUUCAUAUCGCUGGAGAACUUAAUCUUCUUUGCCGAAACAUACCCUGAUUCAUAUCAAAGUUUGUUGCACAAGAUAGACGGAAACAGGUCGGAUUGGGAAUAUCCAUUUGCUGUGGCUGGCAUCAACAUUUCCUUUAUGCUCGUCCAGAUGUUAGAUCUUCAGUCUGGAAAUGUGAGCUCUAAGGCAGGGCAGCAGUUUCUAGAAUUGCUAGCGGAAGACGGGAUGGCUUUUGACAAAAUCUUCUGCGUCGCCUUCAAAUUGUUGGACGCACAGUGGCUGGCAAAGCGCGCAUCAUAUAUGGAAUUUAAUGAUGUGCUCAAGUCUACACAAUUACAGCUGGAGCGUGAGAUGGCACUCGAAGAUGUGUUGAGCGUGCAAGAUUUGCCGGCUUUUAAUUUACUCAGAAGCCGAAACUGGUAACUCUCGGGUGACUCCGUGUUUCUGUACAUUCUCGAUUGUGUUGGUGUUUGUGAAUCUGUUGUUCUAACCCGGUGCGGACGAUAAGAACUUGUAGAUUUUGUUUGUGACUGUAUGUAAUGACUUUGGAUGUUCGAUAAAAAAUUGAAACUAAACUU
This is a messenger RNA of Andrographis paniculata, 1425 nucleotides long. RefSeq lists its product as uncharacterized. The transcript has 9 exons. The record is from RefSeq and is a predicted model, not a curated record. Bases 299 to 1270 code for a protein of 323 amino acids. NCBI's taxonomy places the organism in Eukaryota, Viridiplantae, Streptophyta, Magnoliopsida, Lamiales, Acanthaceae.